AUGGCUUAUGCAGGAGCUGAAGAGACGACUAAGAGCUGGACCUUCGUGGGCUUCGAAUGGGUCGUUCGAGACGUCUGCAAACUCAGGAACUUCGUCGAAGGCUUUCCAUCACCGGAAGGUCCCGAUGCCACUCCUAGCGAAGCGGACGAUUUCGACAUAUUAAAACACUCUCCUGUCAUUGGCGAUGGCAAGUUCAAGCUCGAGAUAGCGCGUACUGCACCAACAAAUGAAAUAAACUCGACAAUAGCUAAGCCAUCUGGACUCGCACUGUAUAUCACCCCGCUCACGCUCGACUUCGCUCAUCCGCAAUACGAAAUGUCUGCAACGAUGAUGGCUGGGAUCAAAUGCCAGGAUGACCGGGCAGGGGAAAGAGGAGCUCGAGCUGAUUGGCCUUUUGAAGUCUGGCAUGACUGGGUGUUUAGACAGGACAACGAAGUUUGGGAAUGCGCACUUCCUUCAUUAUCAGCGCUUCUGGAGAACCCACGAAUCGGCGACACAGACUCAUUCGUGAUUUGCGUGCAAAUUCAUUGCCCUGUUGGACCUUCCUUACCUGCCCAGCCUUCCGUGUACUAUGUUCCGAAAGAUCUCCUGGAUGGACUAGAGGCCUCUCUAGAUAACCCCAACACCGGCGAUAUUCAGUUCGUUUGUCUGGAACGACUUGCAGCGGACCCUCCACCGUCACCAAACCUCACUCCUGAAAUGUCACCCAUCACCCGUACUCGUCCAUCUUCUUCGAACUCUUCGAUAUCACCCUUCGCGCCCGAGAUGACUGCUCGAAAGCGCAUCAUCUACGCCCAUUCCGACAUCCUCAUUCAUCGCUCAGAAUAUUUCGCCACCAUGCUCUCUUCCUCAUUUUCCGAAAAUCAAGUAACAACCAAUGGUGAACGUAAACUGUUCACUAUCGUCGUGGAGGAGGCGGACUUUGAGACCAUUUACUGGUUGCUGAAGUAUUGUUAUGCUAAUUGGCUGUUAUUUAAAGAAGUUGAUGAUCCACGAGCAGCUGUAGACGGUGUUGGCCGGGGCUGGAGUGCGCAUUGGUUGCAUGCUCGGGGAGGUGAAUGGGAUUGGAAAACAUUUCCAAAGCAUGGUCCUACCGAUGAUCAUACAGCUGCAGAUUCUCGGAGUGCUGCUAGCGGAGAAAGCCUCGAUGGGCGGAGGUCUCCCACAGGCAAAACGAAGAUCCCGGUCGUUCAGCCUGCACAAAUCAGGCCUCCACCUUCUACCCCAUCCGUUUCAAGGAUAAGUACCAGCAUUGUGUCUGGAGCACAAAAAACAUCUCCGAGUGCAGCACGCGUUUCGCCCACUGCACCCACUUCUUCCGCCAGUCGACGCGUUGGCAGUACAUCUAGCUCCAUACCUCUUAAUAUGUCUGCCGCUUCUGUUCGUUCUAAACAUGUACCUAUUCCUCUCGCUUCGGUGCCACCAUCGAACUUUCCACCCGCUUCCCACUACCCCGUAUCUCCUCACUCACAACGUCCGCGUGGGUCUAGCAAUGUUUCAGCUUCAGAUCCCCAUAUACAUCCGACUCCUCCCCCGCCUCCGGCGUCUGCGUUGGCCAUGUAUCAAGUCGCUCAUCGAUAUGCGAUGCCUGGUCUUUCGGUGCUUGCGUUAGAGCAUAUGAUGAAUACUAUAACGCCGGCUUCAAGUUUUGCGCUGUUGUUGGCUACGUCCGCUUGGGAUGAGUUGAAGACGCUUGUCGAAGAUUAUGUCGUCGACAAGUGGGACGAGGUAUCGGUUUCUGAAGAAUUUGAAGUCUGCUGUCAGGAGGUUGCAGCUGGAGAAUGGGGUCCGGAAGGGGGUAUCACACUCAUGGCACUUUUCAGGAGACUGAGAUCACCUACUACGAUAAUGUAUGCCCGAUCUUGA
Molecule: messenger RNA, 1866 nt
Organism: Lentinula edodes (shiitake mushroom)
Lineage: Eukaryota; Fungi; Basidiomycota; Agaricomycetes; Agaricales; Omphalotaceae
Exons: 7
Coding region: 1-1866 (621 amino acids)
Biological process (GO): regulation of proteolysis; proteasome-mediated ubiquitin-dependent protein catabolic process
Cellular component (GO): cytoplasm
Molecular function (GO): ubiquitin protein ligase binding
Source: RefSeq, a predicted model, not a curated record